CAGGUACAUAGACAACCAUCGAUGUCAGGCUGCAGCCAAGCAGAGCCGUUCACGCUGUACCUUUAAGGUAAAUACCUCUGUAAGGGGCCACUCCCUUUGUGCUGCUCCCUUUGGGGACGCUGCGUCUUCAGCUGCUCACGGCGACACUCGGGAUAAAAUUUACGCGCGUCCAAUUGCCUACCUGAGGAUUUAUAUGGGACGAGUUGUGGAUACUUGCAAGUCACCCACAGAGCUGCCGUUUCAUCAAUGAACCUCUGACUGCUUUCAAUGUCUUUGAAAAGACUCAUGGUCCGCUGAAACUGAACACCGGCAUUUUUCAACUAUGGGAUACAUUCAGAAGACCAAGAGUAUUUUGAAAUGUGUGCUUUGCUUCCCGAUCAUGCUCGGAGUUUUCUACUUCACUUCUCCAUCUCUAAGACUUUUAAUAGGUCUGUUGCCAAUGGACAAGUGCUCUUUAGAAAGUGGAAAGAUGCUGAAUCUGGACAACAGUGUCGAUGCCACCUUAGACCUUUGGUCUAGACGUGACGUCCAAACAUGCACAUCUUGGAAAGCUCCCAUCAUCUGGGAGGGGAUGUUUGAUCCUGAUCUUUAUGACCAGAUGCACAAAAAGGAGGGAACCUCGGUCGCUUUGACUGUGUUUGCAGUGGGCAGGUACCUAGAGGAAUAUCUUGAGGUCUUCCUGAACUCAUCAGAGCAACACUUCAUGUUGGGUUUGCCCGUGUCGUACUAUGUAUUUACAGACAUGCCAGAGAAAGUGCCAGAAAUCAGGCUUGGUCCUGAGCGAAGCCUGCAAGUGAUCAAAGUGGAACGACACUCCAGGUGGCAGGACAUCUCUAUGAUGCGAAUGAAGACGAUAUUAGAUGUGAUAGAGUCGGACAUUCGCCACCACUGCACGCACGUCUUCUGCUUUGAUGUGGAUCAGGUGUUUUCUGGGAGAUUUGGUUCUGAGGCUCUGGGAGACUCUGUGGCUCUGCUCCACGCCUACUACUACCGCAUUCCAAAGAAGCUCUUCACCUACGACCGCAACCCGAAGUCCAAAUCGUACAUGGGAACUGGAGAUUUCUACUACCACGCCGCGGUCUUUGGCGGCUCGUGGAAAAGUGUAAAAGCCCUGACUGAGGCCUGCUACCAAAACAUCAUGGAGGAUAAACAAAACAAUGUGGAGGCUUUGUGGCACGAUGAGAGUCAUCUAAACAAGUACUUUUGGCUUCACAAACCAAGCAGGGUGCUUUCGCCAGAGUACUGCUGGGACACCAGUAUCGGUUACAGAAGUGACAUUCGAGUCACUCGACUACUGUGGGCACCAAAACAUUAUGAUACACUGCGCACUCCUUAGUGUGUUUUACAUGGAGAAAUGUGCCAAAUCACCUACUGUACAGUGCCUAUAAAAAGUAUUCACCCCCAUUUGGAAGUUUUCUCCUUUUGUUGCUUUUUAACGCUGAAUCGUGGUCAAUUUGACUUUCUGACAAGAAUUUACAAAAAAGAGCUUUUCAUGUCUCAGUGAAAACAGUUUUACACAAAUUAAUGUCAACCAAUUAAAAAAAUCUAAUGUAAAAUAAGUGAUUGUGUAAGUUUGGCCACAAUUACAGCUGUGUCUCAGUCAGCCCUGCACAUCUGGACACAUUUUACCCAGUUCUUUGCAAAACGGUCUGGUUGCACUGGGAUAGUGAUAAGUCCAGUCACAAAUUCUGAAUUGGAUUAAGGUCACUGCAGAACUUCCACUUUGUUGUCUUGAAACCACUUCUGUGUAGUCAUGACCAUAUACUGCAGGCCAAUGUCUGGCUAGGAAACAAAUCCUCUCCCAAGUCCAAUGUUUUCUUGUAUUGGGUUUAUCCAGGAUUUUUAUUAUACUUUCUGCAUUUAUUCUGUCCUUUACCUUUACAAACUCUCCAGGGCCUACUGCCAAGAACCAUACAGACAUCAUGAUACUGCCACCACCAUGCUUUAGGGUGUGUUUCUCAUCAUGUGUUUGGUAUCGAGUCUGAUGGCCAAAAAGCUCAAAUUUGACCUCAUCAGGAGUCAUAGGUGUCUUGGUGGCCUCCCUCAUUAUUUUCUUUCUUGAGCGGUCACUCAGUUUUUGUGCCAUAUAAAUGCGUUGUAUAUUAAUUGCGCUCCUCAUUGAUGAAUUUAACUUUACUGUAAGGAAUAUUCACAAACUUCAACAUGUUCUUGUGUCCACCCCCGGCUUAUAGUUUCAGUAACCUUCUCAUGAAGUUGCUUGAAAUGUUAACUUGUCUUCAGGGUGUGGGGAGUACUAGACCAUCCAGAUACAUGCGUCCAAUUACUACUACUAUCUCUCAGAUAAUCUCUGUUUCACGAAUUGUGUGACUUUUAGCAGCAAGUGUCGAAUAAAGUGAAUCACUUUAAAGGCUGCGAAUACUUAUGCAGUUACUUAUUUUACAUUUUAUAUUUUCAGUUGUUUGACAUCACUUUCUUGUCAAAAAGCCCAAUUAAAUUGACCUUGUGGAAAAGCAGUAAAAUGGAAAAACUUCCAAAGAGGCUGAAUAUUGUUAUGCUGUAUUUAAUUAAUGGCAUGAACUAUGACAGACAUCAUUUUUCCAGGUUCCCGUGCUCCCUUGAUCUUUUUCUUUCUUUUGCAGAGUUGGUUUACUCAUCUGUAGGCGUGGGUUCUUCUACUGUAGUGACAGCGUCUUUCAUAAACCAGCUGCCUUUACAGAGGAGUUAUUUUUCAUUUGUCAUUUGGCAUGCAAAUGCCACAUUUGCUUCACCAUAACUGCAUACAAAGUGAUGCACGUGUUUAAAUAUACCGAUGACUGAAAGCCGUAAUGAGGCAUACUGCACAGCUUCAUGACUCUUUAAGUAGUCAUGUUAUUUGAUUAAUUUGAUUCAUUUUUUAAACUAUAUUACAGUUAUGACUUGAAUUGCCUUCUUGUUAAUUUGUGUGUUCAAAGAAUAUCAAAGUUGAUGUGUAUUAUUUUUUAGAUGUUAACUGUCUAUACUAGUUGAUUCAAGUUAUAUUUAUGUAUCCGUCCAUCAGCUUCCUCCACAUUUCUCCCUUUCUGUACAGACGAUACGUAUUGAGCCUGAAGCUGCAGUGGCGUAAAUGAUGAAAGGUGACAGGGAAUUUUCUAUGAAUUAGUAAAAUGGCUCAUUCGUAUUUCCUUUCCCGUGAAGCAACUUGCUUUUUCUAAAUUUGUAUCCACAGUGUUUAAAAAAAAAAAAAGUAAAAUGCCCAAUAAUAAGCCUUUAUGAAUUUCAGGUGAAUAUAUAUUAUCCAUGACGUCAAAUCUGAGCAUUUAAAAAAAUAUAAAAAUGUGGGGGGAUAACAUGUUAAAAUAAACCCUGUCUAGUCCAGUUUUUGAACCCUGUAAAAACUUGAGUAGGAGCCUGUGAACUGAGAAAUAUGAUCCAAUAAAACACUCAGACGUAUACAUGAAACAUUAACCGCAGGUUUUAAGCUCAGUUGAUUAGACUGUCAAAUUUUCACCAUUUGAAUAUUUGAAUUUGUUUACUUCACAUUUUGCAUUGACAAUGACAAGACAGUUCUGGCUGCAGAUAAUUCCAGGGUUUUUUUUCUUUUUUACCUUGGGGCUCCUGGUAAUUUUUGCUGGUUGCAUCUUUGUUUUAUUGUCCAUUUGCCAUUCAAAAAGUUUGAUUCGCUUGUUCGGUUUUAUAUUCGUGUGUUUUACACUGUUGUUAAUUUUGAAUAGUUCUUGUCAGGUUUCACUCAGGAGAACUUAAUAUGAACUGGUGAUGUUCAAAAUUACAAGCUUUCUCUUAUAUUCAUAUUACUGUACUGUUGUGUGUUGUACAUUUUUAAUUACAAAUGUGCAUAAACUUAUCUUGUGCUGAAACUUUACAAGAUUACAUGUGUGCAGGGCGUCGUUGAGCUCUCUGUGGGAGAUGCAAGGGUGGCAUUCUUAAAGCAGCAGAUUUUGCUAGUCGAGAAUUUUUUAUACUUGCAUUGAUUGCUUUUCUGCAAUGCAAUUAGCAGUGUUUGUUUUUUUUUAUUAUAUAUUUGUAAGAUUCUUUCAAGGAAAAAAUACAAUAUCUGAGAAUCAGCA
Molecule: messenger RNA, 4025 nt
Organism: Amphiprion ocellaris (clown anemonefish)
Lineage: Eukaryota; Metazoa; Chordata; Actinopteri; Pomacentridae
Product: alpha-1,3-galactosyltransferase 2
Exons: 6
Coding region: 323-1336 (337 amino acids)
Biological process (GO): carbohydrate metabolic process
Cellular component (GO): Golgi apparatus; membrane; vesicle
Molecular function (GO): hexosyltransferase activity
Source: RefSeq, a predicted model, not a curated record